AUGUUUGUUCAGAUCUAUGUCGAUGACAUCAUCUUUGGUUCUACUUGUCAACCUUUGGUAAAACAGUUUAUGGAAAGCAUGUCACAAGAAUUUGAGAUGAGUAUAGUGGGAGAGCUAAAAUAUUUUCUGGGGUUGCAAGCGGAACAAUCUGCUGAUGGGAUUUUCGUGUCUCAAAGCACCUAUGCCAAAGAGUUCGUACAACGGUUUGGAUUAGGGAAGAGUAAAGAAGAAAAGGUUCCUAUGGGUGUCAAUGACAAGCUUUCAAAAGAUGAAGGAGGCGAGGAUGUGGAUGAGCGACUAUACAGAGCGGUUAAGAAGAUCAUCAAGUACAUCAAAGGGACAAUGAACUUUGGUAUUUUCUACACCAAGGAUACCAACACCAGUCUAAGUGGAUACUGCAAUGCUGAUUGGACAAGAUCUGUGGAUGAUCGUCGAAGUACAAGUGGGGGAUGCUUCUUCAUGGGCAACAACCUGAUAUCGUGGCACAGCAAGAAGCAGAACAGUGUCUCCCUAUCAACCGCUGAGGCUGAAUACAUUGCUUUGGGCAGCUGUUGUACACAGCUUCUGUGGAUGCGUCAAAUGUCCUCCGACUAUGGUAUGGACUCUCAUACUUUGUUGAUUCAUUGUGAUAAUUUGAGUGCAAUAAACAUCUCUAAGAAUCCUGUUCAGCAUUCUAGAACCAAACACAUAGAUAUUAGACACCACUUUGUUCGUGAACUAGUUGAGGCGAAACUGAUCGAGAUUGACCAUGAACAUGAGUUAGGACAGAUCAUGGAAAUCCUGGAAUAUAUAGAAGAUCAACAUUCUGAAAAAAAAAUAGCUGUGGGAAAUAGCUGCCUGUCAUGCCGCUUGGAUGAGGAGCUUCACACUCCACCGUCUUCAUUGCCUCCACCGACUCCUCAUGUUUCGAUCAAUCCUACAACGGCGAUGGUUGUCUAUGAGCCCCGCAACGAGUCCACCACUGCAAUUCUGGCUCUGGUGGAUCCAAUCCUUCACCCUCCUACUUCGAGGGAAACCACGAGACUUGUGACUCUUCGUCAUCUCUGCCUAGAGAAUUGUCGCCUCGGUUUUCGGUUGUAG
Molecule: messenger RNA, 1080 nt
Organism: Camelina sativa (false flax)
Lineage: Eukaryota; Viridiplantae; Streptophyta; Magnoliopsida; Brassicales; Brassicaceae
Source: RefSeq, a predicted model, not a curated record